Molecule: messenger RNA, 1459 nt
Organism: Paramecium tetraurelia
Lineage: Eukaryota; Ciliophora; Oligohymenophorea; Peniculida; Parameciidae
Exons: 6
Biological process (GO): maturation of SSU-rRNA from tricistronic rRNA transcript (SSU-rRNA, 5.8S rRNA, LSU-rRNA)
Cellular component (GO): nucleolus; small-subunit processome; 90S preribosome
Molecular function (GO): protein binding
Source: RefSeq, a predicted model, not a curated record
AUGGCAAAGGAUAAAAUACUUUCUGCUAAACUUAAGUAAUAGGAAUUUAAAACCAAAUCGACUCAUUUGAAGACAUAAAAAAUAGCUUAAUUACUUGAGCCAUAGUUUUAGUAGAGUGUGGAAAUAGAUGAUGAGAGACCAUUAUUAAAAAUUUCUAAUUUCAAGGGAGUAUUUACUCAGAAGAGAAUGUGCAAAAUGUAGAACUUAUAUUCAUUAAACAAGAUUAUCAAUUUAAAAUUGAAACAAGGACCAUAUAAAGCUCUCUGUGACACCUUAAACAACAUAUUUGGGCAGGAGAAUCUGGUCACAUAGCCGCUUUUAAUUGGAGACACAAAGAAAUGCUAUGAUAUCAUUUCUAUAGCGCAAAGAAAUUUUGCAGUAGCCCAAAAAAGUUGCAUCUACAUUUACGAUCCAAAAGGAGUUGAAGUUCAUAAAAUUCGUGAAUGCAAACAAGCUACUAAAUUAGAAUAUUUGCCCUAUCACUUUUUAUUGGCUGCUCUAAAUUAGAAUGGUUAAUUGACCUAUUAGGAUAUAACUUAAGGGAAAAAUAAUAUCAAAACUACACCAUCUCCUUUGUGUUUAAAAUAAAACAAUAACAAUGCAAUAUUAGGAAUAGGAGAUCAAAAUGGGAGUUGUAAAGGAUGUACGCUCCUAAUACUGGAACUUCGCUUACAUCCAUUGAUGUCGAUGACUUUCUCUCGAGAUGGCAAUCACUUAAUUACAACUGGAUCGGAAGGAACAAUUAAGGUCUGGGAUCUUAGAACUUAAAAAUUAUAAUCUCAAGUUGCAGUCAAUGCAACUAACAUAGCAUUAAGUGAUAAAGGAAUUUUAGCUGCAGGGAGAGGAACGGAUGUUGUUAUGUGGAAAAACUGUUUGAUCGGAGAUUUAAAAACACCUUAUUUAAGAUAUAAGGCAUCUUCAAUGAUUUGUGAUAUUGAUUUCAUUAAGCAUGAAGAUUAUUUGGCAAUGAGCACUUUUGAUAGUUAUGAACAAACAGUAGUACCUGAAAGUGGAGAAGCAUUUUUUGAUACUUAUGAGCAACCAGAAUUGCAAAACAAAAAAUAAAGGUUAGAGACUAACGUUAGAUAAUUACUUGAAAAACUACCUCCAGAGUCGAUAUCUCUUUAAUCACAUAGGAUUGGAACAAUAGAUAGAACUUCAAAGGUUAUAAUCGAAAAAGAGUAAAAAAGGUAACUUGAGGAAUAGGCAUCUAGGAAAAUCAAGAAACAGAAGAAAAAAAUGAGAGGAAGAAAUAAAAUUGGAAAGAGAGAGAAACUCAAGGAAUUAGAGAGAGAUCAGAAAUAAUAGGUUAAAUGGUAAGAGAUGUUGUCAGAUGCUCUAAGAGUUAAGAGAGCGGAGAAGGAAAAGAAAAAGUUUGAAACUAAAUUGUUGGACAGAUUGGAAUAGAUUCCUAGCAAAGAAUUUAUUAGAGUAGUUUCAUGAAUUUGUAUAAUAGAAA